Durio zibethinus is the source of this 1544-nucleotide messenger RNA. Lineage: Eukaryota; Viridiplantae; Streptophyta; Magnoliopsida; Malvales; Malvaceae. The record is from RefSeq and is a predicted model, not a curated record.
CCUUUUGACCUUGAGCAACUAGGUUCACCAGGAAUCAGGUUCUUUGGGUAUGGCCGAAAAUAUCGGAGCUAGUGCUUCAAAUGAUGAUGGCUGUCUCAAAGAGCAAGACCGUUUGCUUCCAAUAGCCAACGUUGGCCGAAUAAUGAAGCAAAAUCUGCCUCCUAAUGCAAAAAUCUCAAAGGAAGCAAGGGAAACUAUGCAAGAAUGUGUUUCAGAGUUCAUUAGCUUUGUCACUAGUGAAGCAUCUGAGAAGUGCAAGAAGGAAAGGCGCAAGACUGUUAAUGGAGACGAUGUUUGCUGGGCUUUGGCUACUCUAGGUUUUGAUUACUAUGCAGUGCCACUAAGAAGAUACUUGCACAAGUAUAGAGAGCUUGAAGGAGAUAAAGCAGCAAAUCAAGACAAGGUUAAUAACAGCAACAGUACUAUUGAAGACAAGGAGGAACAGUACUCAUAUGGAAGAAACCAGGUUGUAGCUCCAAUUCCAUUGAAGUUCAGCAUGAGAAGCAGUAACAACUCCAAUCUGGGGCCAUUUAAUUGAGGUUUUAGAGUUGUUUUCUAGCUUAAUUUAACCAUGAUAGCACAAAUCAACAAGAUCGGGUCCUAUAUUUACUUGAUUUAAUGUGUUCUGUUGGAUAGAUCAUAUGACAGGCAACCUAUUGACCUGAUCUACUGAGGCUGCUUUUAUUUCAUGUAUGGAAUUUGUGCAUCAUGGUUUUCACCCAAACUUCUGCAGUUUUUUGUUUGUUUGUUUGAUUGAGAUACAAAAUCAAUCUUAGCUUUGGGAAUUAGGAGAACUAAAUUCAUAUGUUAUAUAUGAUACUGAUUUGUCUAGCUUGUAUAUAUUUUGGAAAUAUUGGUAUCUUAUACUUGAAUGUUGGAUCUGGUUCAAGACCCAGCGUCGGUGAUGACAAGAUAUUUCAUUGUUUCAGCCCGUCUGCAACAACAAGGAAGCCAUCAGGUUAGUCAAACAGUACUUUUCUCAUUCAGGAAAUUCAGAAGGUAGUCCUGAAAUUUGCUUACUUGGUAGUUGGUCCAUAAUGCUUGAAUCUGGGUGUUCAUCUUCACAAUAAGCACGUCAAUUUAGUUACUUUACCCCUUUACCUGGUUGUCUGAAGUCAGACUAUGUUUGGAAUCGAGCCCGGUAGGAGGGCUUCCAACGCACCAACAUGUGCGUUGGGAGCCCCCCUACUGAGCUUCCAAAUGAACUGUAAGACCCAGUAUCACCUGUACCAGAUAUACAAGAAUCAUAGCCAUUUUUUUCCUUUAUAAUUUCUAGUAAGUCCACAUCUUUUGUAGUAUCAACAGUGGCAGAUGUUGACUCGGUUAAAGUAUCUAUCUAGGAUUAGGGUUCCUUUAGCUUGGGGCCACCAUUUAGUAUUAGCUGAAUACUGUUUAAACCAAAACAAGUCCUGCGCAAGCUCACGACAUUGAUCUCAUUUAAUGAAUUGGGUCAUUUUGGGUUUAUUAUAUGUACAAUUGCUAUUGACCUUCUGAGGCUUUACCACAUUUAAGGUUCAAGAGAUUAGGGUUUCUAUUGUUUUACA